AUGUAUCUCUCAAAUGAAAAGGACCUGGAAAGGGACACGGAACGCGUUCGAAAAAUGUACGAUAAUAAAAAGGACCUAAAGAUUGUUGAUAGGACAUUCAUGGUAACACUCUGUGCCCGAUCCCUGUGCCACAGAGUUCAAAAGAAGUUGACCGAUGUGGCUUGGAACAAGCAGAAAAAUAUUUUCGAGACUGAUUGGAUUGGAGAAAGGGAUGUUUGGAAUCUAUCAGAGAGAAUAUACAAGUUGCAGUACGAGGAACUGGCAAAGUUUUUCAAUUAUAUCAAGUUUCUGAGCGCCACAAAUAGCUAG
Drosophila kikkawai is the source of this 309-nucleotide messenger RNA. The record is from RefSeq and is a predicted model, not a curated record. Lineage: Eukaryota; Metazoa; Arthropoda; Insecta; Diptera; Drosophilidae.